Molecule: messenger RNA, 1198 nt
Organism: Ahaetulla prasina
Lineage: Eukaryota; Metazoa; Chordata; Lepidosauria; Squamata; Colubridae
Gene: ARL2
Product: ADP ribosylation factor like GTPase 2
Exons: 5
Coding region: 86-640 (184 amino acids)
Biological process (GO): protein folding
Cellular component (GO): cytoplasm; microtubule cytoskeleton
Molecular function (GO): GTPase activity; GTP binding
Source: RefSeq, a predicted model, not a curated record
CGGAGGCGGAGUUCCGAGGGGGGGGCGGAGCCGCGCGCCGUAUCCCGGCGGUGGGCGGAGCGCUGGCAGAGCUUCCGCGCGGGCGAUGGGGCUGCUGACCAUCUUGAAGAAGAUGCGGCAAAAGGAGCGCGAGCUGCGCAUUUUGAUGCUGGGCUUGGACAACGCGGGCAAAACCACCAUCCUGAAAAAAUUCAAUGGGGAGGAGAUUGACACCAUCUCGCCCACGCUGGGCUUCAACAUCAAGACCCUGGAGCAUCGCGGGUUCAAGCUGAACAUCUGGGACGUGGGGGGCCAGAAGUCCCUGCGCUCCUAUUGGCGCAACUAUUUUGAGAGCACCGACGGGCUCAUCUGGGUGGUGGAUAGCGCCGACCAACAGCGGCUGCAGGACUGCAGGAAGGAGUUGGAGACCCUCCUGGUGGAAGAGCGUUUGGCUGGUGCCACUCUUCUCAUCUUUGCCAAUAAGCAGGACCUGCCAGGUGCGUUAAGUCCCAGCGCCAUCCAAGAGGCCCUGGAUCUCAACAGCAUCCAAACCCACCAUUGGUGCAUCCGAGGCUGCAGUGCUUACACUGGGGAAAAUCUUCUGGCGGGUGUCGAUUGGCUGUUGGAUGACAUCUCAAGCCGGAUAUUCACCGCGGAUUGAGAGGAUCUAACAUGUGUUUUUCAACCUUGGGCGCCGGAAGAUGGGUGGACUUCAACUCCCAGAAUUCCCCAGCCAGCUGGGUGGACUUCAACUCCCAGAGUUCCCCAGCCAGCUGGGUGGACUUCAACUCCCAGAGUUCCCCAGCCAGCUGGGUGGACUUCAACUCCCAGAAUUCCCCAGCCAGCUGGGUGGACUUCAACUCCCAGAGUUCCCUAGCCACCUGGGUGUACUUCAACUCCCAGAGUUCCCCAGCCAGCUUAACUCCCAGAAUUUUCCAAGUCCACCUAUCUUCCAGCGCCCAAGGUUGAAAAACACCAAUUAAAGACUCUAUUCUGACCGCUGCUUAAAGGCCCAUCUUUGGUCCUGGAUCUGGGUGCAAUUGAAACAACGCCCAGUGCAAAAAUCAGUGUUUGGAUCCACAUUCGUUGUGGUCCGUGGCAUCAAUCCUGUGGCAGGGUGGGGGAGGCAAGAAAUCCAAAUGUCUUUUAUUAUCUCCCCUUAUCCACAGGGGAUUAUGUUAAGAGCAGACCAAUAAAUCUGUGGCUGUUUUAAAGAGAA